This is a messenger RNA of Culex quinquefasciatus (southern house mosquito), 1562 nucleotides long. RefSeq names its product diphosphomevalonate decarboxylase (gene Mvd). The record is from RefSeq and is a predicted model, not a curated record. Gene Ontology annotation, biological process: isoprenoid biosynthetic process; isopentenyl diphosphate biosynthetic process, mevalonate pathway. Gene Ontology annotation, molecular function: ATP binding; diphosphomevalonate decarboxylase activity. Gene Ontology annotation, cellular component: cytosol. Lineage: Eukaryota; Metazoa; Arthropoda; Insecta; Diptera; Culicidae.
CUUCCUGAGCCAGUUUUACCCCAAACUGAUACUCAGACUCAUACUGAUAACACUACAACAGUCCAACACCAAUCAACCGGCACAUGACAUCGGAGAGAAAGCAACGAUGAAUGAAUGAAGAAGAGCUGCGAGAGAAACAAGAGAGCUAAAGGAGGAGAGUGUUCCGAAUGAUAAACAUUACGCAUAAGCAUCAGUCUUAUGUGUCAGUCGUCCACGGGUGGUUCAGCAAAACAGCAGCAAAUUUGGAAUCAACGCACAAGAGAACCCACGGUGUUUUCUCCUGCCACGUAAUUUUCUGUAACAUACUUACUAAUCGACGAUAGUGACUGAAUUGAGAUGCUGUCUGUAACCUGCAUAGCACCGGUAAACAUUGCGGUGAUAAAGUACUGGGGCAAACGUGAUGAGGAUCUGAUUUUACCACUGAACGACUCCGUCAGUGCCACGCUCUCAACUGAUCAUUUGUGCACAAAAACGACCAUCACCACCAGUGAUAGCCUGACCGAGAACAAGAUUGUGCUGAACGGGAAGGAGGAAUCGUUCGAGAAUCCACGGUUGAUCCGGUGCUUGGAAGAAGUGCGCAAAAAGGCCGACGCCGCCAACAAGUGCCGGAAGGACAUUCUAAAGUGGAACAUCAAAGUCACCACGGAGAACAACUUCCCGACGGCCGCCGGGCUGGCCUCGAGCGCAUCCGGGUAUGCUUGCUUCGUGUACACUCUGGCCUGCUUGUACGGCAUCGAGGACCAGGAGAUUUCGUCAAUCGCGCGCCAGGGCAGCGGCUCGGCCUGUCGCAGUCUGUACUCGGGCUUUGUGCAGUGGCGCAAGGGAGAGUUGCCGGACGGGAGCGAUUCGAUUGCGGUUCAGCUAACGCCGGCCGACUUUUGGCCCGAGAUGCGCAUCAUCGUUCUGGUUGUGAACGACAUGCGCAAAAAGACCAGCUCUACGGGUGGAAUGUCGACCAGUGUGAAAACCUCCAAACUGCUGAAGCAUCGUGCGGAGAGGUGCGUUCCCGAGCACACAGCCCAGCUGGUUGAGGCGCUCAAGGGGAAGGAUUUUGAAACAUUUGGCAAAAUCACGAUGCAGGACAGUAACCAGUUUCACGCCGUCUGCUUGGAUACGUUCCCGCCGUGCGUUUACAUGAACGACACUUCGCACGCGAUUGUAACUCUGGUGCACCGGUUCAACGAUUUGAAGAAAGACAUCAGAGUGGCGUACACGUUUGACGCUGGUCCCAACGCGUGCCUUUAUCUGCGAAAAGACGUGCCGGAAGUGUUGGCCACUGUGAACAAAGUGUUCCCCAACGAUGCGUUGGGAAGUCCAGAGUACAUCAAGGGAAUUCCAGUUGAAGUUUCGCAAUUGCCAGCGGCGGAUGAGCAGUUUUGUGCGAAUGGACAAAAUCAGUUGAAAUACAUCAUAAACACGAGGGUUGGCGAAGGACCAAAACGAUUAGCCUAAUACACAAAUAAACUACUUUUGUUUUCUCCCAAAAUUCUCGGUGUUGGAGCAAUGGCUUUCUUUCGAAUUAUUUGUCUUAAAAAAUAAAUGUUGUUUACCUUUCCAUAUUA